Messenger RNA from Neurospora hispaniola, 2056 nucleotides. Its product is annotated as Metallo-hydrolase/oxidoreductase. The record is from RefSeq and is a predicted model, not a curated record. The transcript is spliced from 2 exons. Lineage: Eukaryota; Fungi; Ascomycota; Sordariomycetes; Sordariales; Sordariaceae. The coding region runs from base 1 to 1677 and encodes 558 amino acids.
AUGAUGGAGACCCAACUGGUCCACCGUCUCGAGCUCGACCCCAGCAAGCGGAUCCCUCUCCUCAAAGCCCAGCUAGAACACCAUCACUACCACGAGCCCGAACCCGUCCUCCCCGUCGCCAACGUCAAGACCCACCCGACCAAGGCCUCGACUGGUCCAGAAAACGGGAGCAUCUACUUCAUCGGUAACGCUACCACCGUGAUUGAAUGGCACGGCAUCCGCAUCCUCACUGACCCGAACUUCCUGCACGCCGGCGACCACGUCCACCUGGGCCCGGGUGUCACCGCAGAACGUCUCAAGAACCCAGCCGUCGACAUCGACGCCUUGCCCCCGCUCGACUGCAUCCUCUUGUCCCAUUACCACGAAGACCACUUUGACAAGUUGGUGGAGGAUAGCCUGAACCGGGACUUUCCCAUCAUCUCCACUCCGCACGCGAAGCAGGCAUUGGCGGGCAAGGAGGAUCCCUUCAAGGCCGUUUACGACUUGGACUUUUUCCAGUCCAUUCUCCUUCCUGUGGUUAACUACAAGGGCGACACGGGAGGGAAGAAGCCAGUGAUCAAGGUGACGGGCAUGCCGGGGAAGCAUGUGCCUCCAGGUCCACUGGCAGCUGUAAACGAAUUGCUGGGAGCUGUCCCACCGACCAAUGGCUGGUUGAUCGAGAUGAAUUACUCCGCUAAUGGAUCAGAGGAUGGAGGCGAGACGGGGUAUCGCAUCUACAUUUCGGGCGACACGCUGUUUGUGGACGAGCUGAAGGAGAUUCCGCAGCGGUUGAAGGACGAGAAGAUUGAUCUAAUGCUGGUUCACUUGGGUGGUACUACGAUUCCGGGACCAAAGUUGCCGCUGCUUAUGGUGACUAUGGAUGGGGAGCAGGGAGUUAAGAUGAUGCAGCUGAUGGAUCCAGACGUGACGAUACCAGUGCAUUUUGAUGAUUACAAUGUGUUCUUGUCGGGUUUGGAUGACUUUAAGGAGGCAGUUACACAGGCGGGCCUCGCUCCCACCCUUCAAUCGAUUGAGUCGUGCAAAAGACCACAACUCCAAAACACCACAGAAAAUCCUCUUAAACAACCGAUAACAAUGAACCGCUUCGCCUCCCGCACCCUUUUCCGGGCCUUCGCAACGCCCCGCGCUACUCUCCCCGCCGGCGGCGUUGCACCCCUCCACACCUCCCGCCAUCUCCGAUCCACCACCGGCUACGGCAACACCACGACCUCGGGUCAAUCCACGGGCACCUCCUCUCCAAAAUCCCCCGAGGACGCCUCUGCCCAAUCAGGCGGUUCCCGCUCCAAGGAAGCCGUCGAGACGGGCUCCUCGCCCACCGGGGGGCAGAUCCCCAACGCCUCCGAAGGCCAGGAGAAGUCCAACACCUCAAGCUCAACCUCAACCUCCGAGUCCGACAAGUUCGCCAUGCCGGACGGUCUAGCGAACGGCGACGCCCGCGGCCGCACCGGUGGCGGCGAGCCCCUCUCGAGCUCCCAUCCAAGCGCGCCGGCCCAGCCCAAGAUCAGCAACGCUAGCGUGCCUGGGAAUAAGCCCAAGCUUACCGAGGAACAGCAGGCCGAGGUGGACGCACAUAAUAGGGACUUUGAGAAAAAGCAUGGGAAGGCGGAGAGGGCCGCGGAUGAUAAGGUAAACCCCAAGUUUUGGGGCGGUGGUGGGAGGCGGUUGGAGGAGGACUAAGUGCGGAGUGGACUUUGUGCAUGGAACGGAGUUCCGUAUGGAGUCAAGCCAUGGCAUGGAACGGAGUCUUGGGAGUCUGUGGUGGGGGAUAACUGUAGAGAGCGUCAAAAAUCGAUGGUUGUGUGUUGAGAGUCUGGAUCCUUGGCUAGAUCAUCCGCACUCUGGUUCAAGAAUACCUCGUCUUUCCUUGCGGUGCUACUGUACCUACCUAUUGACAGGAACAUUAAUUUUGUUUCAUUUUUUCAAUGUACUACUUAAUGGGUAAACCUCCGCACACCCAUCUCAAAACCUACAGACACCCAAGAACCAGGAAACGUAGGCCCGUACAGCUAAUGACACCUGACAUUGUAAAUCCCGUUUUUAUCAGCUACAUUUCGGG